Molecule: messenger RNA, 3977 nt
Organism: Corythoichthys intestinalis (scribbled pipefish)
Lineage: Eukaryota; Metazoa; Chordata; Actinopteri; Syngnathiformes; Syngnathidae
Product: sodium- and chloride-dependent taurine transporter-like
Exons: 14
Coding region: 193-2070 (625 amino acids)
Biological process (GO): neurotransmitter transport; sodium ion transmembrane transport; taurine transmembrane transport
Cellular component (GO): plasma membrane
Molecular function (GO): gamma-aminobutyric acid:sodium:chloride symporter activity; taurine:sodium symporter activity
Source: RefSeq, a predicted model, not a curated record
AUCAGGUGCGCUCGUGGAGACUGUCGCUUUAAGGGGUUGUUGCAUGGAGAAGCUGGUGAUUUUCCACUCAAACUGAUAUUAAGGCAAACGUCUCCUGUGAUCGUCAUGGUCACGCGGGAAAAUUGCCUUAAUUGUUUCAAUCAACGCUGAACGUGAUAAACGUGACGAAGAGCAAACGGCCCUGGCGACAGCAUGGCCCAAAAAGAGAAGCUUCAAUGCCUGAAGGACUUUCACAAGGACACGUUGAAACCCUCGCCGGGGAAAAGCCCAGGCACGCGGCCUGAAGACGAGGCCGAAGGCAAGGCUCCGCAGAGGGAGAAGUGGGCCAGCAAGCUUGACUUUGUCUUGUCUGUAGCCGGAGGCUUUGUCGGCUUAGGAAACGUCUGGCGCUUCCCUUACCUUUGUUAUAAGAAUGGCGGAGGUGCAUUCCUCAUCCCUUACUUCAUCUUCUUGUUUGGGGGAGGCCUGCCUGUCUUCUUCCUGGAAGUGGCACUGGGGCAGUACACCUCUGAAGGGGGUAUCACCUGCUGGGCCAAACUCUGCCCCAUCUUCACCGGUAUUGGCUAUGCCUCAAUUGUGAUCGUUUCCCUGCUGAAUAUCUACUACAUAGUAAUCUUGGCCUGGGGACUUUACUACCUAUUCCAGUGCUUUCAGCCGGAGCUUCCCUGGGCCAAAUGCAAGCAGCCCUGGAACACAGAACACUGUGUGGAGGACACUGUUAGAAAGAACAAGUCCCUUUGGCUUAUGGCCAAUGUUACCAACUUUACCUCCCCUGUGACAGAAUUCUGGGAACGCAAUGUCCUGAGCAUCUCCUCUGGGAUCGAAGACAUUGGGCCCCUCAAGUGGGAUCUGGCCCUUUGUUUGUUGGCAGUGUGGAUUAUCUGCUUCUUCUGUAUCUGGAAGGGAGUCAAGUCUACAGGAAAAGUCGUGUAUAUAACGGCGACGUUCCCAUUCGUGAUGCUGAUUGUGCUGCUUGUACGUGGAGUGACUCUGCCAGGUGCAUUAGAAGGCAUCAAAUUCUACCUUUACCCUGACUUGUCUCGCCUGCAGGACCCAGAGGUUUGGAUUGACGCGGGUACUCAGAUUUUCUUCUCCUACGCCAUUUGCUUGGGUGCUAUGACAUCACUUGGGAGCUACAACAAAUACAAGUACAACUGCUACAGGGACUGUUUGCUGCUGGGAGUCCUCAACAGCGGUACCAGCUUUGUGUCUGGCUUCGCAAUAUUUUCCGUCCUGGGCUUCAUGGCACAAGAACAAGGGGUGGACAUUGCCGAUGUGGCAGAGUCAGGUCCCGGCUUGGCCUUCAUCGCCUAUCCGAAAGCAGUGUCCAUGAUGCCACUGCCAACUUUCUGGGCUAUCCUCUUCUUUAUCAUGCUGCUGCUACUAGGUCUUGACAGCCAGUUUGUUGAAGUGGAAGGACAGAUCACAUCCUUAGUGGAUCUAUAUCCGUCCCUCCUCAGGAAGGGUUACCGGCGAGAGAUCUUCAUCGCCAUCAUUUGCUUCAUAAGCUAUCUCCUCGGACUUGCCAUGGUAACUAAGGGUGGCAUGUACGUGUUUCAACUCUUUGACUACUAUGCAGCCAGCGGUGUGUGCCUUUUGUGGGUUGCAUUCUUUGAAUGCAUUGCUGUAGCCUGGGUUUAUGGAGUUGAUAAUUUCUAUGAUGGCGUCGAGGAUAUGAUUGGCUACAGACCAAACCCGUGGAUGAAAUGGAGCUGGUCCUUCAUCACACCAGUCCUUUGCAUGGGCUGUUUUGUUUUCUCCCUGGUCAAGUAUAAGCCUUUGACCUACAACAAAGUGUACGAGUAUCCAGAAUGGGCCAUCGGCCUGGGCUGGUGCUUGGCCUUGGCCUCUAUGAUCUGCAUCCCAAUGGUGAUGGUCAUCAAGAUCUUGCAGUCUGAGGGGCCCCUGAUUGAACGGAUCAAAGCGGUGGCGGCCCCGGCCAAGUCAGGGGUGAGCUCGCGACCCGAAGAGCUGACGGCAAAGGACAGCGAGCUGACGGAACCCCUGGACCCCAACGGGAACAACGGCCUGAUCAAGUCCACCCACACCAUUGUAGAAACAACCAUGUGAGCGCUCUCUGUGAGAGGAAUAAUAAGAUACAUGUGCUUUCUGUCUUAUCGUAUUUGCUAACGUUGCUAGGUUUACAAUGACCUGCAUAUUCACAUUAGACAUCCUGUGGUUUGAUAUCUAUGAGAAUUAUGUAUUGUUGUGAUUAUCUCUUAUUUUAUACCAUAUCUAUUUUGUUAAUGUUAACUGUUGUUGCUGUAGUUGACAUUGAUCGUAAGCAGUACAAUAUUUUGACAUAGAACAUGUUCAAUGUUUACUACCUUUCUUCUUGUUGAUUCCGGAGAUUUGAGGUAUUUUCCAUCAGACAAAGAAGGAGCAAUGAAAUUCUCAGUUCUCUUAUUGAAAGGGUAGCCCAUAUGUGAACACUCGAGGUGAAUGCAGCAGCAUUGUUACUGAGUUAAUUUGUCACGUUCAACUGAUUCUGAACAGCAAUGUAUCUCGUCUAUAGGUAAUUGUGAGCCCAAAUCUCUGGUCCCCAUCCACCGGGUACCGCUCCAUGGCACAUUUGCUACCGGGCCGCGGAGAAAUACUAAAUAAUUUGUUAACGACCGCAAUCUGAUUGACUUAUCAGAGUAGAUUUGUGUAUGCCGCCCUCUAGUGUUUGGCUGCCAUUACUGGGGUGUUUGCACACCAAUAGCAGCCCAGCGUUUGUCAAUGUAAACAGCAGUGUUUGCUGCUGUUGGCUGUGUGCUGCAGGUGGCGCACCUCAGCAGUGGCGGACGGGGUACUUCCAGUUGUUUUGCUCGUAUUACUGUGCGCUUGUCCUCGAUAAUGACGUAGACGCAUUAGAUUUGUUCCCUGAAAUAAGCCCACACGUUAGCGAAAAUGAAGAAAAACACGUCUUUGGGCAGCUUUUUUACGGGGAAAAGGCAACCUGCUGAGCCAGAAGAGGAAUCUACAACCAAGUCUAUUCUGCAUAAUAUGUGACUAAAAGCUAGGAAACGAGGCAACAAAAGCAAAUGCAGUGAGAGCAUCAUACCUCGUGAUCAACCGCAUUGCUAAAGCCAAAAAAACUUUCACGAUUGGAGAAGAACUCACUAUGUCUGCGACAUGUCAAGUUUUAGGAGAGGCCGCUGUUAAAAAAGGUUAAUUCAGCAUAUGGUGAGUUAUAUUUUCCCUGCACUUAUUGUUUGUUUUUAGCCCCGUUGUAAUAUUUUAUAUUUACUGUAAUUUUCUGCCACACAUUGCUGGUCCGUGAAAAAAAAAUGCCCAUAUCACACCGGUACGUGGUGUAAAAUAGGUUGGUUGUGUUAGGGGACUUCAUAUAUUUUUCAACAUGCAGCAUUUACACUGUAGGACCUUGCUUUUAUUUGAAGGACUUGGCCAAAUACAAUGAUAAGCACAUUCAUUUGAAGGUCCGCAUUAAGAAAAUGUAGAUCAAAAUCACAAGUGAAAAAAAGUGACAUUUUUGUGUAUUUGUACACUUGUGCGACUGCCAAGGUCAGUCACGGUGCAUUUUUUUUUUUUUUGAAACCUCUUUGCACUUUAUUGCUGUUUCACCUUUGUUGUAGUGUUUGUUUUUAUUGUUGCUGUAGAACAUGCAAGCCAUUUCAGCAAGUAAUAUUUUAAUGUAGGUUUUUGACUUUGUAAAUGUUAAUAAAUCCUAGUUUAGUGAACAUGUCAUUCUUAAAAUGAUACAUCUUGAUUUAUACAUAAUACUGGGGAACAGGUUUAUUGUUUAAACUAAAAUUGGCAUGCUGAUUCUAAAGUUGCGGUCGUUUUUUUCUAUUUUUUUUCUCCACACCUUACCUGCUUACCAUGUUACUACUUGAACAGUUAGAAUUACAGUAACAAUAUUUCUAAAAACACAAGCCUGUUAAAUAAACAUGACUGUCAUGUUUUUCUUUCAUAUCUCAUUGAAGGGCAAUUGAGAAUUUUUCCAAAACACUUAUGUUAAGUACAGUUUUUUU